Cavia porcellus (domestic guinea pig) is the source of this 1579-nucleotide messenger RNA. RefSeq names its product RNA polymerase III subunit GL (gene Polr3gl). The transcript is spliced from 7 exons. Lineage: Eukaryota; Metazoa; Chordata; Mammalia; Rodentia; Caviidae. Gene Ontology annotation, biological process: transcription by RNA polymerase III. The record is from RefSeq and is a predicted model, not a curated record. The coding region runs from base 363 to 1019 and encodes 218 amino acids. Gene Ontology annotation, cellular component: RNA polymerase III complex.
UGCCCCUGUUAGCUAGAGGCCUGGAGGGGCCUAAAAGCAGUGGAAAAUGCAGAAAACAUUGGGUUCUUGCCCUGCCUCCCCGACUCUACUCUGAUAACCAAUCCUUUCCCAAUCCUCUUCCCACCUUCUCCCAGACACGGCAAAAACCCAUAGAAAAUCAUUUUUAUACGUAUCCACUGGUGAUGCUGAAGAAGACAGUGUAGAAUUGAAGGGAAGGUUGUAAUCGAGAAGAGGCCAAACUGUCAAGGAAGAGUCAGGCUCUCCUGUUUUAGCCUCUCUUGGGCGGAGCGAUCUCCUUCAACAGAUCUUGCUAUAAGAGGUUUUUCUCACUGUAUCUCUGAAUAUCCCAGGCCCCUUCCACCAUGGCCAGCCGGGGUGGGGGCCGGGGUCGUGGUCGGGGCCAGCUGACCUUCAACAUGGAAGCUGUGGGCAUUGGGAAGGGGGAUGCUUUGCCUCCACCCACUCUCCAACCUUCUCCACUCUUCCCCCCCCUGGAGUUCCGCCCAGUGCCUCUGCCCUCAGGAGAAGAAGGGGAAUAUGUCCUGGCGCUGAAGCAGGAGCUGCGAGGGGCUAUGAGGCAACUCCCCUACUUCAUCCGACCAGCUAUCCCUAAGAAAGAUGUGGAACGUUACUCAGACAAAUAUCAGCUGUCAGGGCCAAUUGACAGUGCCAUUGAUUGGAACCCUGAUUGGCGGCGUCUACCCCGGGAGCUAAAGAUUCGAGUGCGGAAGCUGCAGAAGGAACGGACCACCAUUCUACCUCCCAAGAGGCCUUCUAAGACCACAGAAGAUAAAGAGGAAACAAUGCACAAGUUAGAGACCUUGGAGAAGAAGGAAGAAGAAGUGACUUCAGAGGAAGAUGAGGAGAAAGAAGAAGAAGAAGAAAAAGAAGAGGAGGAGGAGGAGGACUAUGAUGAAGAAGAACAUGAAGAGGAAACUGACUACAUCAUGUCAUAUUUUGACAAUGGAGAGGACUUUGGAGGUGACAGUGAUGAUAACAUGGAUGAGGCUAUAUACUGAAGAAAAAUCCUAAGUAACAUUCAUAUCUUUAUUUGAGAUCUAGAGAAUAACUUUUAUUUAGUUUUAGGAACAAAAAAAAAAGCAUCAUUAGGCCAGAGUCCAGAUAACCUCUUUGGUCUCUGGAGACAGGAAUGGAAAAUAAUGACAGGGGCUUUAAUUCCUCCUCUUCUCCUCCUUCCCCUGCAUCAUAUCUCGUAUCUUGGGGAAAGGGGAAAGGGUCGCUGCUUUAAUCCUAGGAAGGGAAAGAAGAGCACUGAAAGAGUAAUGGGCUUGGGCCAGGCAUUUGGCUCAGCAGCAUAAGCACCUGUCUGGCAAGCGCUAGGUCCUGAGUGUGAUCCCUGAUACCAAAAAAACCCCACAAAAGUGUAAGAGUAAUGGGCUUGUUUGGGCUGAGACAGUCACACACAUUCCUUCCCAAUUUUUACAGCUUUUAUGCUUGUAAUUGGGCGUGGGAGGAGGUAAGAGUAAGAGUGGUUUUUCCCCCCUUUUUUAUUGUGGUACAUAAUAAAUUUCAUUGUGAGGCUGUUACAUAUUUUUUAAAUAAAAGUGUUUUUUAUCUA